Molecule: messenger RNA, 3817 nt
Organism: Daphnia pulicaria
Lineage: Eukaryota; Metazoa; Arthropoda; Branchiopoda; Diplostraca; Daphniidae
Exons: 15
Coding region: 2415-3488 (357 amino acids)
Source: RefSeq, a predicted model, not a curated record
UAAAAAAAAACAUCUGAAAGAACUUGUUACAGUUUAAGAAAUGUUUUAGUUUGUGAGAAAAACGGCUAAAUUUUUAAUUGUAAGCAACUUUUUAUCGUUUCAAUUUGCGUGUCACUUGUGCUGAGUUAUAUAGUCUUCAUCAAAGGAUGCCAUCUGCUUAUACUGGAAAGGAAAUCAAACCGAUCAAAUUCUCAGGUUGUUUUGUUGUGUCUGCACAGCUGCCAUUGAUUUUGUUCAAUUAGGACCCUGUGAAACCUUUGGAAACACAAUGGAACAAGAAAAGAUCUUCCAUUGUUUGGUUCUACUCAAAGAAGGCUGGAGCACAUAUUCUCUUUCUGCCCGUCCUCGGGGAAGUGGCCGGUCGUUACGCCAGACGUAAUUGUCUGCGUCCAGCUCACUCAUGUUCUGUGGCAAAUAGAAACCUUGAGACAUGCGUUAUUCCCACUGGUCCUAUUCCUCGGCGCAGCCCCCCGCGAUAUACUACUGGGCCUACCAAAUGUCGGACCAAAGGCACGCAGGUCAUGACAGGUAGCACGUCAAUGUUAAUAAUCACAUUGAAAUUGGAUUUGGGACCAUCCCACGCCAAUUACAGUCUUAAAGAUGAUAGACGCAUAUGAGUUUAUAGAAGGUUAAAGCCCCGCAAAGGAAUUAGCGAACAGUAUCCAUUUUCACUGAAUGAGGUUACGUAACAUCCUAGUGUAAAAGCCAAACAAAAGCAAGUAAUAACUGACUAAAAACAAAUUCUUCGAGUCAAAUUGGACUAUCGAUCGAGAAGUAAUCGACUCUUUCUUUACGGUGGUUCACUCGUCCAGAAAGUAAAUUAGCUUUCUGAAAAGUAAAAAAAUUUUGAAAAUCCAAGAAAAACAAACUCACGAACAACUUAAAUUAUCUGCAUCUCAACUUAUCGUACGUACGCAUGGCAUUCGGAAUUCUGCAUGCUUUCUGAUUGAUGAACACCCCCGUAUUAAGCCCGAGUUUUCUUUUUAUGAUCUAGUUUGUGUUUCCCAGCCUAGAAAAAGUAGCUACAACCUUCAGCUUUAAGGCUUCAACGAUUAGAAGAUGAUUCAUCAAUCUGUGAACAGCAAUGUCAGCCUUACAGGACCGAAUCAGCAGGCAACAAUGUAAGCUAAAACAACUACGACUAAGACAACCAUCUCUGCAAAAAUUGAAGAUGGAUGAACUCUAAAAAGGCACUGUUUGUCAAGUAUGAGCAAUAUGAAUUGAGAUUUUCUCAUUUUCUUGAAGUUUUUCACUCGUAUAAAGAGUCGACCACCCCUCGCUAUUGAUCCACGUGUGUGCCACCUAAACCUGCUGCCACGAAUUGACACACGACACUCGGGUUCCAUUCGUUUCUUUCAUUUUUUGACGGCAGCUAGCGUUUGUUUUGUUUGACUGGCGAUAUUCGAUUUCUUUCCCCUAGGGCUGGGUUUUCUGUUACCUGCGUGCUAUCUGUUACACCUGAUUCUACGCCACUGCGCGCCUGUGUGUGUGUUUUUCCUGUGUGUACACUGCGCCAUGAUAACAUCUCAAUUCCCUAUUUUCUUUUGUCAUAUGAAAAUCUUUUCCAUACCGCGAGUUCACUUUUCCCUACUUUGAAUGACACAUUCUCUUUUCAACGUUUUAAUUGUCUCUCUCUGACAAUAACAGUCUCUUCUUUAUUCAGGUAUUUUUCUUUUAUUUCCCCGUGAGCAGCCUGCGCGUCGUGUGUGGCUGUGGUGUGGUGUAAGAUUACUUAUCUCUCCUGCUGCGAAAACAUGGCGCAGCGUAUUGCAUUACCAAUCAAGCUAAUUGCUCGAGCCCUAGCCGACCGGAACACACAGGGCUUGGGACAUGCACGGGCUCCCAGGCGUAUAAACCCCUCCAGCCGGAUGGUCUACAAUUGACUACGAAAUGAGGAAGAAGCCAUCCGUGAUGAAUGACACCCCCAAGGCGGAAGAAGGGACUGCUUGCAGCUCUACACACGGAGUCAUUCGAUCUGCUAUUAUUCAUCAUUUCCGAGACUUCCAGCUGGGCGCUGGGAAGUCAAGUUGAAGAGACUUUUGGCCAAGAAGCACGUGAAUACCGUUUGUGUGUGUGUGUUUUUUGGCCAACGGCCUUUGAAACGCUACUAGAUGGCUCUGACUUUUGGCCAGUAAAAGGAGCCGGGCCUUUUUCCACCCGGAAUCCCAAAAAUGGGUUGCACACUCUUCGUGAUAUAGACGGGUGAAUCCGCUACGAGCUCCCGUCAGUUGCAUACGUGCCGUCCUCACGGUCUGUUACAUUGCCCGGCUGCCCACUCAGCAGGUCUUCCCUUUAGCAAACCUCCUGGUUUGGUUAUUCGUGUCUGGCAUUUCCAAUUUGCGCAACAAACACAACAACAAUUUUAUCUGGAAACAGCCAGCAACUCAUUUUGCAGUUUCUUUGGCUCUGUGCGGAUGCUGGAUGGCAUCUUGUGGAUUAGGUGCAUCCGCCACCGUCAGCGCUCAGUUUACCAUCGUCCAACCGGCCUCAACAUGUCACCGCUCGUCUUCGUCUUGCUCUUCUUCACCGUUACAGGUAAUGUUCCAGCGGUUUGUGGGAGUGUCAGCGGCGUGACGGAUUCGGGUCCGAUGCUCCAAAUUGUGGAAAUGCGUGUGCCGUCGGUGGUGGAAGACGGGUCGGCCACGUCCGUCAUCCUCGACUGCGACUACGUCCUGCGCUCGGCCGACAAGAAAUCGGAGCUGGUGGUCCAGUGGUACUUCCAGAACGGUUCCAGUCCCGUCUACCAGUGGAUUCCAGGGAAAAGGCCGCAGGAUCUCGGCGUGCUCAAGGGCCGGCUCAAUCUCGACUACCGGGCCUCCAACGAUCCGCACAAGCGGCACAGGGCACUCGAAAUCCUCAAGCCCACUUACGAGCUGAGUGGCGUUUAUCGCUGCAAAGUCGCCACCGUCGAAGAGGAGGCCGUCGCCGCCCGCACCAUGAUCGUCUACACUCCGGCCCGGAAUCUGGAAAUAUGGCACCAGAAAAUGUCGUUCGACGCUGUCAAUGUCACAUGCCGAGUUGAAGGAAUUUCGCCCAGGCCCAAACUUCAGCUCUACCGCGGAGACCGUCCCGGGGUGGAGAUGGACGGAAUGCCUGCCGAAGUGGUGAAUCGACGCGGACUCUACGACGUGACACUCUACCGGGUCGUCCACGACCGCUCACUCCGCCAGGAGACGAUUUUCGAGUGCGUCUUGUCCAUUCCGGCCACGCAGUAUCAAAUCGCUCGGAGACUCAUUUACUAUCCAGGUCCGGCGCCUAUCCGGAGUAGCAGCAGUAGCAGCAGCAGUAUAAGUUCAGGUCGAAAUCCAAUAAAGAAGAAUCCCCCGGAUUGCAGCACAUACACUACGGCCGGAUAUUGUGCUUACACGCACUCGCCGAGGAGGAGGUACUCCAGGCUAAAACAAAACAAAACAAGUCAACUUCGCAAUUCAAUAACAAAAGGAACCAAACAGAAAAAAUGUCGCCACAUUCUUCCGGCUGCCCGGUAGGAUCGUCUGCCUGGAAGGAGAGAUUUCGACUGGCGGCGGCCGCCGGUCAGCACUCAGCACAUAUGUGACCGUCAGUGCCUUUAAACGCGGAAAACUGCCGAGAUUGGAUGGAAACUGCUGCUGGACUGGGUCUUCCUUCGCCCCAUCUUGAUUACAGCCGCCCAGCAGCUGAAAUGAUUCUCUCUCCUGGAAAUAAUUCAGACAGAGUGGUGGAACAGGCAAUGCACCCCCCCCGUUACGAAAAAAAAGGGAAAAGAACAGCAGCAGCAGCACAAGUCGGCGGACGGACCGGGUUAAUUCAUCUCUUUCGCCCGUCGGUCCAUUAACAG